GACGUCCUCAUCGCCUCAUUCUCAUCGCGGAAACCAUCAAUGUUUCGCUUUUAGCAAUGGCCGAUGUUUUUAACGACACAUGCUCAAAGCCAGGCCCAAGGCAAAAAUUCAUGUCGUAAAGCGGCUGCAACGGCAGCUUGACGGGGGCAACGGGGGGGAAAGAAACGCCGAGAGGCCUUCCUAAUGAAAGCAUUGCUGAGGCACCACACUUUAUUUCAAGAAAUGUGGCACUCUUAUGUAAAACCCUGUCUAACAUACGAGGUUGGAGCAGUAGAGUAUGAUGACUUCAAACCUUCCGAAGCCCCUGUCUACAUCCUGGGAACGAAGUACAGCACAUUGCAUGAGCUGGAUGAUCUCAGGUCCGAUGUGACCUCAAAGAUAUGGCUGACCUACCGGAAGAAUUUUCCGGCCAUUGGUGGCACGGGACCCACGAGCGACUCGGGAUGGGGCUGCAUGCUGCGCUGCGGCCAGAUGGUACUUGCACAGGCGCUGAUGAGGAGACACCUUGGAAGAGAAUGGCGGUGGGAGCCAGGGACGAAGAACAAGGACUACCUCUACAUCCUGCGCAUGUUCCAGGACAAGAAGAACUGCACCUUCUCCAUCCACCAAAUAGCACAGAUGGGAGUCUCGGAAGGCAAGACGGUGGGAGAGUGGUUCGGACCCAACACGGUGGCCCACGUCCUUAGGAAAUUGGCCAUAUUUGACAAGUGGAGCUCUCUCGCCAUUCAUGUUGCGAUGGACAACACCGUGAUAAUCAAUGAAAUCAAAAGGGCCUGCAAGACGGACAAUUCGGGACCUCCGCAAGGGGCGGCGGCAGACGGCCUCGUCCGCAACCGCACCAACUCCGAGCCUUCUCGGCCGGCCAACUCGGAAGGAAGCUGGAAGCCCCUGCUCCUCUUCAUCCCGCUCCGGCUGGGCCUCAGCGAGAUCAACCGGAUCUACGCUUUCGGCCUCAAGAGGACGUUUGCGCUGAAACAGUCCUUGGGCAUGAUAGGCGGAAAACCGAACCACGCACUCUACUUCAUUGGCGUCGUCGAGGACGAGCUGAUCUUCCUGGACCCUCACACGACGCAGCUGGCAUGCGACCUAGACGUCGACUCUCCGGAUGACCAGAGUUACCACUGUGCCCAUGCCAGCAGGAUGAACAUCAGCGAGCUGGACCCCUCAGUUGCCCUGUGUUUCUACAUGGCAACUGAAUCAGACUUCGACGUAUGGUGCAACUUGGUACAAAAGCACCUGAUUAGCCGAAUGCAGCAGCCGCUGUUCGAGAUAACGCAAGACCGUCCCGUCGGCUGGCCCCUCCCAGACUCUGAACUCGGCACAGAAGCGGAGCCACAAAGCGUAGAAUUCACGCUCUUGGACCAGGAGAGGAAAUACGACACCUCUGACGACGAGUUCGAGAUACUCUGAGCUCAACGAGGGGAUGCCACGAUGAAACCGAUGUCGUGACGGAACAGCUUGUAUCAAAGCUAGCUUAUAAUGUAAAUGAUUUGCGAGCAGCGUUUUUUUCUACGGAGGACAAGUUUUACAUUAAAUUUGUUUUACCUUGUA
Molecule: messenger RNA, 1551 nt
Organism: Ixodes scapularis (black-legged tick)
Lineage: Eukaryota; Metazoa; Arthropoda; Arachnida; Ixodida; Ixodidae
Gene: Atg4a
Product: cysteine protease ATG4B
Exons: 14
Coding region: 184-1410 (408 amino acids)
Molecular function (GO): protein-phosphatidylethanolamide deconjugating activity
Source: RefSeq, a predicted model, not a curated record